AUCAGUCUACCACAAAUCGAAAAACUAAACUGCAAAAAUGGCCUACGAAACUCUGAUGAACACCACCUACAGUCCUGCCUGCCAGAAGAAGACCUACACCCCCGCCAAGGCCAUGAAGAAGAUCUUCAAGGUGGCCUGCAAAAUCUUCAAGACUUCGGGUCACCAGCAACUCAAGAGCGAGACCAUCCCGAAGGAACUCCCACUGCCAAUGUCCGAUGAGGAGCUCCAGAACUCCCAGAACGAGAAACUGGAAGCCGAGCUUGCACAACUGUGA
Molecule: messenger RNA, 274 nt
Organism: Drosophila subpulchrella
Lineage: Eukaryota; Metazoa; Arthropoda; Insecta; Diptera; Drosophilidae
Exons: 1
Coding region: 38-274 (78 amino acids)
Source: RefSeq, a predicted model, not a curated record